CUUUGAACAGGCCUUCAGUCUCAGCCGUGGCCGUGGUACCUGCCAUGGAGCAGAUCUGCGAGUCGAUUUAUGAGCCAACGAGUCUUUGAGAUCCUCCAUACCAGCUCUGCAAUUUUCGAUGACCAAGGAGGAUUUGAGUCCUUUGACUCCGAGCCCCACGGCCAAAGUGCAGGGGAUCAGCCUUCUCGAGUAUCUCUGGCGGUGUUGUUGCUAGCUGGUCUCUAUUUCGACUCCAGUGUGGCAUUGUGGCAGAAUGUGUACAAAGAUGCACAGGUUCGAUUUGAUGGACCAAACUGUGAAGCAGUCCAUGACUGGGUUCUCACUAAUAGACGUGGCUUUCCUUGGGAAGGGGCCAACGCUCCACAUGCGCUACAUGGUGCAGACGGUUGCCCUCCACCGUUGGCCAAGCAGUUGAAGGAGCCCAAAGAGGCCAUAAUGUUCAGACGCCUCGAGCCUAGCAAGGAGGCAGAUGCCGUGGAGAAAGAGGACAGCCAGUGCUCCUGGAAAGCAGUUGUGCACGUGCCGACGGGUCGUCUUAAGUGCAAACCACAGAGCUUUACCAAAGGCUGCGCAUUAUCUUUGCAAGCGACAUGCGGGCUCAUCUUGUACUACAGUUACAACUAUUGGGUUGGUGGUUUUGAGCUCAUCAAAGAAUGCUUUCAAAUUCGCCGGCUGCUGAAGUUCAGUGUGGUAGGUGCCAUGUUUGGAUGUGGUGCCGUGUUCAGCUUCCUCGCGCAGGAUGCGCUCUCCCCUGGCAGCUAUGCGCUCUAUGCACAGUCAGGUGUGGUCAUCGUUCCGAUCAUGUGGAGAAUCCUGUUCCGGCAGCCGCUGCCAGUUCUAACAUGGGUUCAUAUUUGCAUAAUAACACUUGGCAUUCUUGCCUACCGUAUCUCCGAGAUAGACUUGGAUCACAUGUUUGAUGGAAUUGGGCUGAUGUGGGUUGCGCUCAAAGUCCUCAUGGCUGGCUUGGGCUCUGUGGUGGCAGAGCUGCUGUUAAAGCAAGACACGUCCCUGCCGUUCACUGUGCAAGUGGCAUGCAUAUUGCCAUCGAAAGCCCUGGCCUGCUUGCUUACCAUUUGGCUGAUUCCAGGACCAGAUAUGGAAUGGCCAAACCACUUGCCUGAUAGGCCAGGCGGCUUUUUCCAUGAUUGGUCCAUGUGGACGUGGGUAAUUGUCUUUCACAACUUGGGCGACACCAUUUUGAGUGCAGCCGUGGCAAAACAAUUUGAUUCUGUUGCGAAGGCCAUUUGUGGCGUCGUGGGAAUUAUUUUUCCAACUUGGGUGGUCAGCUACCUAUGUGGCUGGGAAGAUCUAGUUCUCAAGAGCUCUGCAGGCCAGCUAAAAAUGACGGGUGGAGUUGCAGCUUGCAAUCAAAGACCUCAACGCUUCACAGUUGAGAAACACUCAUGAAGCUGGCAUGUUUGCUGCAAAUUGUGAUCAGUCCAAACAAGGCAUGCUGAGUGCAGCCUUGCAAGUGCAUGGCAAUCGGAGUCGCAAGGUAGUAAUUGUGGGUUCCUUCGCCUAUGUUCUUGGCCGUGCGCAGAACAAUGAGCUGCGGAAGUCUCAAGAUGAGGUGGCGAGACUAAGUCAAAGGAGCGGAGUGGUCGAGCUAACGUGAAGCAAGCUGGCAGCCCUCAUGCCACGCAUUUGUGUGAGUACGCCCUCAAUUUGUACAAUUAGACAAAGUAAAGAGGAACAGCUGCGAUUCUUGGCUGAAAAGCCAGGCUGUCCAAUGCAUUUGAAUGUGCUUGAGUGCACUCGAGUUGAUAUUGUUUCCAAAUGAAGCGGAAAACACAAUUCUUUAGAGCAGACGGAGCAUUAUGGAGCUUGGAGCCUUGCAGUUCAUGGUCUUCGGGACUGAGUAGUUCCCACUGUUGGUACUAUCAACGCUGAAAGUUGGGCGACAGCCGAUUUGCAACUAAAAUCGUUUGGGAGAGAGCUGCAGUUUUACUACCUUUCGGCUUGUUUUUGCAGCUCAAGUAUUGACAUAUUGAAGAGUG
Molecule: messenger RNA, 2000 nt
Organism: Durusdinium trenchii
Lineage: Eukaryota; Dinophyceae; Suessiales; Symbiodiniaceae
Source: the annotation of a GenBank genome assembly